UGGCGGCGGCCUCGAGCACCCUUCUCUUCUUGCCGCCCGGGACUUCAGACUGAGCCUUUUUGGGAAGCGUGGGGGCUACUAAUGCCCUGCAUCCCGAGAACUCAGUCCCUCUUGGUUCCUCUGCUGGUGGCGGUGAAAGGUUUGUCCUCUCGUGGCGGACAUAGGCCUUCGCUGCUGUCAGGAUGAAGGCUCAGGGGGAAACCGAGGAGUCGGAAAAGCUGAGUAAGAUGAGUUCCCUUUUGGAACGGCUCCAUGCAAAAUUUAACCAAAAUAGACCUUGGAGUGAAACUAUUAAGCUUGUGCGUCAAGUCAUGGAGAAGAGGGUUGUAAUGAGUUCUGGAGGUCACCAACAUUUGGUCAGCUGUUUGGAGACAUUGCAGAAGGCUCUCAAAGUAACAUCUUUACCAGCAAUGACUGAUCGUUUGGAGUCAAUAGCAAGGCAGAAUGGACUGGGCUCUCAUCUCAGUGCCAGUGGUACUGAAUGUUACAUCACGUCAGAUAUGUUCUAUGUGGAAGUGCAGUUAGAUCCUGCAGGACAGCUUUGUGAUGUAAAAGUGGCUCACCAUGGGGAGAAUCCUGUGAGCUGUCCAGAGCUUGUACAGCAGUUAAGGUGAGUAAUAUUUAACUCAUUUUCUCCUCAUCUAUUCUCUAGCAAACUGAAGACCAAAAUGUAUUUGGCUCUCCAAUCCUUAGAACAAGAUCUGUCUAAAAUGGCAAUUAUGUACUGGAAAGCAACUAAUGCUGGUCCCUUGGAUAAAAUUCUUCAUGGAAGUGUUGGCUAUCUCACUCCACGGAGUGGUGGUCACUUAAUGAACAUGAAGUACUAUGCCUCUCCUUCUGACCUGCUGGAUGAUAAGACUGCAUCUCCUAUCAUUUUGCAUGAGAAUAAUGUUCCUCGGUCUUUGGGGAUGAAUGCAUCAGUGACAAUUGAAGGGACUUCUGCUAUGUACAAACUCCCAAUUGCACCAUUAAUUAUGGGGUCACAUCCAGUUGAUAACAAAUGGACCCCUUCCUUCUCCUCAAUCACCAGUGCCAACAGUGUUGAUCUUCCUGCCUGUUUCUUCUUGAAAUUUCCCCAACCAAUCCCAGUAUCUAGAGCAUUUGUUCAGAAGCUACAGAAUUGCACAGGAAUUCCAUUGUUUGAAACUCAACCAACUUACGUACCCCUGUAUGAACUGAUUACCCAAUUUGAGUUGUCGAAGGAUCCAGAUCCCAUACCUUUGAAUCACAAUAUGCGGUUUUAUGCUGCUCUUCCAGGUCAGCAACACUGUUAUUUCCUCAACAAAGAUGCUCCUCUUCCAGAUGGACGAAGUCUACAAGGAACACUGGUUAGCAAAAUCACCUUUCAGCAUCCUGGCCGAGUUCCUCUUAUCCUCAAUAUGAUUAGACAUCAAGUGGCCUAUAAUACCCUAAUUGGAAGCUGUGUCAAAAGAACUAUUUUAAAAGAAGAUUGUCCUGGGCUUCUUCAGUUUGAAGUAUGUCCCCUCUCAGAAUCCCGUUUCAGUGUAUCUUUUCAGCACCCUGUGAAUGAUUCCCUGGUGUGUGUGGUAAUGGAUGUGCAGGACUCAACACAUGUCAGCUGUAAACUCUACAAGGGACUGUCAGAUGCACUCAUCUGCACAGAUGACUUCAUUGCCAAAGUUGUUCAAAGGUGUAUGUCCAUCCCUGUGACGAUGAGGGCUAUUCGGAGGAAGGCUGAAACCAUUCAGGCUGACACCCCAGCUCUGUCCCUCAUUGCAGAGACAGUUGAAGACAUGGUGAAAAAGAACCUGCCCCCGGCUAGCAGCCCAGGGUAUGGCAUGACCACAGGCAACAACCCAAUGAGUGGUACCACUACACCAACCAACACCUUUCCGGGGGGUCCCAUUACCACCUUGUUUAAUAUGAGCAUGAGCAUCAAAGAUCGGCAUGAGUCGGUGGGCCAUGGGGAGGACUUCAGCAAGGUGUCUCAGAACCCAAUUCUUACCAGUUUGUUGCAAAUCACAGGGAACGGGGGGUCUACCAUUGGCUCGAGUCCGACCCCUCCUCAUCACACGCCGCCACCUGUCUCUUCGAUGGCCGGCAACACCAAGAACCACCCGAUGCUCAUGAACCUUCUUAAAGAUAAUCCUGCCCAGGAUUUCUCAACCCUUUAUGGAAGCAGCCCUUUAGAAAGGCAGAACUCCUCUUCCGGCUCACCCCGGAUGGAAAUGUGCCCGGGGAGCAACAAGACCAAGAAAAAGAAGUCAUCAAGAUUACCACCUGACAAACCCAAGCACCAGACUGAAGAUGAUUUUCAGAGAGAGCUGUUUUCAAUGGAUGUCGAUUCACAGAACCCAAUCUUUGAUGUCAACAUGACAGCUGACACGCUGGAUACGCCACACAUCACUCCAGCUCCAAGCCAGUGUAGCACUCCCCCAACAACUUACCCACAACCAGUACCUCACCCCCAACCCAGUAUUCAGAGGAUGGUCCGACUAUCCAGUUCAGACAGCAUUGGCCCAGAUGUAACUGAUAUUCUUUCAGACAUUGCAGAAGAGGCUUCUAAGCUUCCCAGCACUAGUGAUGAUUGCCCACCCAUUGGUACCCCUGUUCGAGAUUCUUCAAGUUCUGGGCAUUCUCAGAGUGCACUCUUUGACUCUGAUGUCUUUCAAACUAAUAAUAAUGAAAAUCCAUACACUGAUCCAGCUGACCUUAUUGCAGAUGCUGCUGGAAGCCCCAGUAGUGAUUCUCCUACCAAUCAUUUCUUUCCUGAUGGAGUAGAUUUCAAUCCUGAUUUAUUGAACAGCCAGAGCCAAAGUGGUUUUGGAGAAGAAUAUUUUGAUGAAAGCAGCCAAAGUGGGGAUAAUGAUGAUUUCAAAGGAUUUGCAUCUCAGGCACUGAAUACUUUAGGGGUGCCAAUGCUGGGAGGUGAUAAUGGGGAGACAAAAUUUAAAGGCAAUAGCCAGGCUGACACAGUUGAUUUCAGUAUUAUAUCAGUAGCUGGUAAGGCUUUGGGUCCUGCAGAUCUUAUGGAGCAUCACAGUGGUAGCCAGAGUCCUUUAUUAGCCACUGGGGACUUAGGGAAAGAAAAGGCUCAAAAGAGAGUCAAGGAAGGCAAUGGCACCAGUAAUAGUAGUCUGUCAGGCCCAGACAGUAAGCCAGGAAAACGCAGCCGGACCCCUUCUAAUGAUGGGAAAAGCAAAGAUAAGCCUCCAAAGCGGAAGAAGGCAGACACUGAGGGAAAGUCUCCAUCUCACAGUUCUUCUAAUCGACCUUUUACUCCACCUACCAGUACUGGUGGGUCCAAAUCUCCAGGCAGUUCAGGAAGAUCUCAGACUCCCCCAGGUGUUGCCACACCACCCAUUCCCAAAAUCACUAUUCAGAUUCCUAAGGGAACAGUAAUGGUGGGCAAGCCCUCUUCUCACAGUCAGUAUGCCAGCAGUGGUUCUGUGUCUUCCUCAGGCAGCAAAAGCCACCAUAGCCAUUCUUCUUCCUCUUCAUCUGCUUCCACUUCAGGCAAGAUGAAAAGCAGUAAGUCAGAAGGUUCAUCAAGUUCUAAGUUAAGCAGCAGUAUGUAUUCUAGCCAAGGGUCUUCUGGAUCUAGUCAGUCCAAAAAUUCAUCCCAGUCUGGGGGGAAGCCAGGCUCCUCUCCUAUUACCAAACAUGGACUGAGUAGUGGCUCUAGCAGCAGCAAGAUGAAACCUCAAGGCAAGCCAUCAUCACUUAUGAAUCCUUCUUUAAGUAAACCAAACAUAUCCCCCUCUCAUUCAAGGCCUCCUGGAGGUUCUGAUAAACUUGCCUCUCCAAUGAAGCCUGUUCCUGGUACUCCCCCAUCCUCCAAAGCCAAGUCCCCUAUCAGUUCAGGUUCUGGUGGUUCUCACAUGUCAGGAACUAGUUCAAGCUCUGGCAUGAAGUCAUCUUCAGGGUUAGGAUCCUCAGCCUCACUGUCCCAGAAAACUCCCCCAUCAUCUAAUACUUGUACAACAUCUUCCUCUUCAUUUUCCUCAAGUGGCUCUUCCAUGUCAUCUUCUCAGAACCAGCAUGGAAGUUCUAAAGGGAAGUCUCCCAGCAGAAACAAGAAGCCAUCCUUGACAGCUGUCAUAGAUAAGCUGAAGCACGGGGUUGUCACCAGUGGUCCAGGGGGUGAAGAUCCAAUGGAUGGUCAAAUGGGGAUGAGCACAAAUUCUUCGAGCCAUCCCAUGUCCUCCAAACAUAACAUGUCAGGAGGAGAGUUCCAGGGCAAGCGUGAGAAAAGUGAUAAAGACAAAUCAAAGGUUUCCACCUCUGGGGGGUCAGUAGAUUCUUCUAAGAAGACUUCAGAGUCAAAAAAUGUAGGGAGCACAGGUGUGGCAAAAAUUAUCAUCAGCAAGCAUGAUGGUGGCUCCCCCAGCAUAAAAGCCAAAGUGACUUUGCAGAAACCUGGGGAAAGUACUGGAGAAGGGCUAAGGCCACAGAUGGCCUCUUCCAAAAACUAUGGCUCUCCAAUGAUAAGUGGUUCCACUCCAAAACAUGAACGUGGCUCUCCCAGCCAUAGUAAGUCGCCAGCAUAUACCCCCCAGAAUCUGGACAGUGAAAGUGAGUCAGGGUCCUCUAUAGCAGAGAAAUCUUACCAGAACAGUCCCAGUUCAGAUGAUGGCAUCCGACCACUUCCAGAAUACAGCACAGAGAAGCAUAAGAAGCACAAAAAGGAAAAGAAGAAAGUUAAAGACAAAGAUAGAGACCGGGACAAAGACCGAGACAAGAAAAAGUCUCAUAGCAUCAAGUCAGAGAGUUGGUCUAAAUCACCGAUCUCUUCAGACCAAUCCUUGUCUUUGACAAGUAACACAAUUCUGUCUGCAGACAGGCCUUCAAGGCUAAGCCCUGAAUUUAUGAUUGGGGAGGAAGAUGAUGAUCUUAUGGAUGUGGCUCUGAUUGGCAGUUAGGAACAUUAUUUUCUAAACAGAUAUGGCCAGGGAGGAACUAACGUUUAUAUGUAAACCAACACAAAGGGGUGACUCAGACAGGUCUGAUUUAUGUUUGGGUGGAAAAAGGCAUAGCUUUGAUACUAAGCCAAGUGAAUUUAGAAAGGUAUAUUCAGACCCUAUUAAAGAGAUCCCAUGGUUUGAUAAUACCAAUAGUUUCUAUUCCUCUGCCAGGAAGAACAUGUUAAAAAUACUUGCUUAGGAAAGGGACAGGGAGAGGGAAGGGUGGGAAAACAGUUUAGUGGGAAAUACUCAUUUUUCUCCCUCUUUUAGGCCCUUAUUAGGCCAUGUUUUGAACACAUUUUAGUGCAUGCAUUUAAGGGCUGGGCAGAAAAUGAAAAAGCAAUACAUUCCUUGAUGCAUUUGCAUGAAGGUGGUUCACCUUUGGGUAGUUGUCCAUUUGAGGCAUGGACACUGAAAGACAUUUGUCAUGUUGGACACAAGCAAUGUCUGGUGUCAGAAGUGAUUGAGGGAGAGAUGAUGAUUUUAACUAUUUAUUUGUAAUAUUUUAACCCUUUUAUGUUUUUAUGCAGUGUUUCUAAAUCUAUGAGGCUUAGGGUUCACGAUGAUGGGAAGCAAGGUUUAUUGGUGAUUAGAGAGCUUAUUGCUUGGGCUUGAUACUACAGCAUUAAGCCCAAAUAGUAGUCAGAGCCCACCUUUGGAGUUACAUAGAGAAACCAAAAAUUAUUUUAGGAAGUUUUUCAUAGAGUUCAUACAUCAUAGGAAUAAAUACUAGGAGUUACCUCCCUGUGGAGGUGAUUGAUUUAUAAUCCUUUUCCUUUUAAAAAAGGUAGGGUGUCUUUGGGAUUUAAACAUGUAUUCAGAUAUAGUAAGGUGUGAUGUGGGACAGCCUUCCUGAACCAGUGGCAUGAAAAUCUUUACAGAAUUAAUAGUUCUCCUAUUUCCACAAUGUGCCAAAAGUCUGCAUCUCAGCAUUUAUUUGCAGGAGAACUGAUGCCAUUCCUAAGAGCUGGGCUCUUUGUCUCUCUGCACCACAAGGAGGAGUUCAGACUUUAAUACUUACUUCACUGUAGUGCUCCCUGAGAUAAAACAGUAAAAAGAAUUUGCAGCCAUAGUUCACUUAAAACGAUUUCAAGCUCACUUAAAUAAUGGGGGCCUGGAAUGCUUGUGAGCAUGAAGAUAAACCCUUGCUACUGUGUAGCAAUACAAUUGGACCUUUUUGGAAAACAGGUCUGACUCUGGAUUCUGGGGGACAUCAAUAAGAAGCCCUUCUCAUAAAUAUAGAAAUCCAGGAGACCAUUUGAGUACAACAGAAGUUCUCAGUAUUUGGAGGGUCCUCUCAAAAUUCUGCGGCCUUACUUUGAUUUUGACACCUGCACUGUGCCAUUCCUGAUGAUUCCAUUCAGGAUCUCUAUCUGCGGGGUGGGGCAUAAUCCCCAGCACAACUCUUCCGGAUUAGAAACAAACAAAAAAAAAGCCAGAUGAUUCAUGUGUGUGUGUGUGUGUCAUAAAUGGAAUGACUUCAUCAGAUGUGGAAGAAGAUUAUAUUCAACCGUUUCUACAGGUUGGAGUUAGCAUAGAAUUGGAAAAUCCACUUUGGCUUUCUUUCCCAACUGUCUCAUUUCCUCCAGUGUUCCUUUCUUGGUCAUCAGCUCUGCCACUUUUAUGUCCCAAGGUAAUAAGUCGGAAAUGAAAUGUUGCAAAGUGGAACAAGUUAUCAGUUACUGUAUCAGUCAAAUUUCUUGGGUGACACUAAGGAGGACAUGGGCAAGGUGCUUUAUCUUGUGAUGCUUAUACAGUAGCAGUCUCAGACAUAACAACUGAGUUGGAUUUCUCACAAGUAUCAUCUAGUUUUGAAUCCUGUCCCAUUUGUUUUUGCAGGAAAACUAAAAAGUUACAUGGUUUUUAAGUUCUGGGUGGGGAAAAGCUUGUAGAAAACAUACUGCAUAGUAUCAGGGGUUCAGCUCCUCCAAGCAGAGCCAACAAAUACCAGAAUGAGUAAACUGGGAAGCUUUUUCACCUUUCCGUCUUCAUACCAGAUCAGAGAAUCCCAAGAUAGGAUCUGGAUGAAGGAUAAACCCCUGAAAUGUUGACGGGCACACCCCACACACUGACCCAACAUCUGCAUUUGCUUAACAGGGAGCUGGGGCUAAACUGUUUCACCCUGCUUGAGAACCAGGGAGCACUGCAUUUCUCCACAGGGUGGAGGAGAAGAGGCAGAAUAAACCAAGCCUGGGAACCUCCCUCCUAUCUAGGUGUACUCACUCUCCUGUUUCAAAAGACAACAAGGAUAUGAAGUCAACUUCUACCUAUCUUUUGCUGCUGGUGUCUUAUAUAUUAGUUUGACCUGAUUAUUCUGUCGUUUGGCUUCAUAUUGGGGAUUCUUCGUCAAAAUCUGUUCUGAUGUAUAUGAAGAUUUCAGAUUCAAAUUCAGUGUGUCUUAAAACAGUGUUUUCAGGGUGGGAAGGGCUGAAACUGGAUAAAAUUGUUGCCAAAAAAAAAAAAAGAGGUUGAUGACUCUUGAAAAGGAUUUUCCUUCUCCAGGCCAAGGUCUGAAAAUCUAGUGCAGCCAUAUCAUGAACUUUCUGAAGAACCCUUUCAGGGAGCCAGUGAUUCAUACAGUAUCCACACACUUGAAUCACAGCAGAUACCAGUUUAGGAAACAUUCAUAAUCCCUUGGCAAUCUUAUUUUCCCCCUUUCAUUUCUAUCUCUGCUCCGUGUUUCUAUCUUUCAGUUUGUUUUGGAGGAGCAGCAGGUGUUUCGUAUCUCAGAAGCUAGUUUAGAAAUUAAUGCUCAACUAAAUGGUGAGCUUUAAAUUCUGUGUUUAAAAUGCACAUCAGGAGCAGUGGGGAGGGCUUUUCUAAAAAGGAAUCAAGUUUGAUUGUGUGUACGGCAGUUCUGUAAAUAUUUUGGGUUUUCUGUUUUCAUUUUUUGAAAGUAGACAAAAUCUGUGGGAAUUUUUUCCUGAAACAUUAAAAAAAGUGUUUAUUUACAUGCAAAUAAAUUUCUUUGAUAAAAUUAA
Molecule: messenger RNA, 7906 nt
Organism: Dipodomys ordii (Ord's kangaroo rat)
Lineage: Eukaryota; Metazoa; Chordata; Mammalia; Rodentia; Heteromyidae
Gene: Med1
Product: mediator complex subunit 1
Exons: 16
Biological process (GO): cellular response to thyroid hormone stimulus; regulation of transcription by RNA polymerase II
Cellular component (GO): mediator complex
Molecular function (GO): nuclear vitamin D receptor binding; nuclear thyroid hormone receptor binding; transcription coregulator activity
Source: RefSeq, a predicted model, not a curated record